This is a messenger RNA of Photinus pyralis (common eastern firefly), 483 nucleotides long. RefSeq lists its product as uncharacterized. Bases 27 to 437 code for a protein of 136 amino acids. Gene Ontology annotation, biological process: sensory perception of smell. The record is from RefSeq and is a predicted model, not a curated record. The transcript is spliced from 3 exons. Gene Ontology annotation, molecular function: odorant binding. NCBI's taxonomy places the organism in Eukaryota, Metazoa, Arthropoda, Insecta, Coleoptera, Lampyridae.
CCCACUUGCAUUUUUUUAGUGGCGCAAUGCGCUAUUUGUACGUGCUGCUGAUUGUAAUCGCCUCACCGGCCUCGUCAGGGGAUUUCAUCGCCGAUUUGGACUACGUGCAGAAAUGCAACGAGACAUCGCCGAUUGCUUCGGAUGCACUUCGCGAGCUCGUGUUGCACGAAGCGCGCCAGAAGGACGUCGGCUGCUUCCUGCACUGUUUAUUGGUCAAAUACGGGUGGAUGGACGAAGAGGGCGGUAUUUUACCGCACAACAUUGAAGAGGCAAUCGCCGAUAAGGGGGUGCAAUUUCUAAACUACAUACUGUCUAAGUGCACGGCUGGAAACGAAAUGGAUAAAUGCGAAAGGUCGCUCUUCUUCGUCCGGUGCUUUUGGCAGCAGCAGGAGGAGACCGGGGAUGAUCGUCUACUAAGCAGGAUAGUGGAAGAAUGAGUGACCAAAGCAAAGUAAAACUUAAAAAAUAAAUUUCUUUUAUGAA